Messenger RNA from Lolium rigidum, 2199 nucleotides. Its product is annotated as syn-copalyl diphosphate synthase, chloroplastic-like. The record is from RefSeq and is a predicted model, not a curated record. NCBI's taxonomy places the organism in Eukaryota, Viridiplantae, Streptophyta, Magnoliopsida, Poales, Poaceae. Gene Ontology annotation, molecular function: terpene synthase activity; magnesium ion binding. Gene Ontology annotation, biological process: gibberellin biosynthetic process. Gene Ontology annotation, cellular component: chloroplast. The coding region runs from base 1 to 2199 and encodes 732 amino acids. The transcript is spliced from 13 exons.
AUGUUUCCCUGCUCCGGCCGGAAGCGGAGCAAUGGCGACAACCUACCAUGUGCCUACAGCAUGCUGGAGCUGGAGGUCGACGACAUGCACAACAUCUACCAAAAUGAUGAGAAUAAGGAGACGCCACAAAUCAAUGACAUCAGAGCCAUGCUCAGAUCAAUAGGGGAUGGUGAGAUCAACAUUUCAGCAUAUGAUACUGCAUGGGUCGCUCUUGUAAAGAAGAUGGACGGAGACCACGGCCCGCAGUUUCCCUCGAGCAUCAACUGGAUCAUUCAAAAUCAACUACCUGAUGGUUCAUGGGGCGACCAAGCCUUCUUUUUAGUCCACGACCGUAUGAUCAACACCUUGGCCUGUGUUAUCGCACUUAAGUCAUGGAACAUCCACAAGGACAAGUGGGAAAAAGGUUUGUCUUUUAUUCGAGAAAAUUUGUGGAGGCUAGAGGACAAUGAGUUAGAUGAUUGGAUGUUAGGUGGCUUUGAGAUAACCUUCCCCCAACUGCUAGACAUGGCGAUUGACUUAGGCCUCGAUGUGCCUUGUGAUGACCCUGCACUUCAAGCUAUAUUUGCCAAGAGAGACCUAAAGCUCGCCAGGUUCCCUAAAGAUCUAUUGCACGAUGAACCCACAACUUUGCUUUUCAGCAUCGAGGGAAUGAAAGGCCUAGACUGGAAGAGGCUACUUAAGCUACAGUGUCCCGAUGGAUCAAUUAUGUCAUGUCCUGCACCCACUGCUUAUGCUCUUAUGAAAACUGGUGACAAGAAAUGCCUCGAGUUUCUUGACGGAGUCAUUAACAAGUUCAAAGGGGGAGUACCUUGUAUCUAUCCCGUUGAUUUGUACGAGCACUUAUGGGUAGUGGAUCGGUUGAUGCGGCUGGGAAUAUCAAGGUACUUUACAAGUGAAAUCACUGAAUGCUUGGAAUAUGUAUUCAGACACUGGAGCGACGAAGGAUUGUGUUUUACAAGGGAUAAUUCAGUUAGUGAUAUUGACGACACUGCCAUGGGGUUCCGUCUUCUCCGGCUACACGGUUACCAUGUCUCUUCACGCGUGUUCAAGCAUUUCGAGAAGGAUGGAAAGUUCUAUUGCUUUGCAGGGGAGGCGAACCAGUCUGUGACGGCUAUGUUCAGCCUUUACCGUGCUUCCCAAGUUGCCUUCCCAGGCGAGGAUGAUCUCCAAUGGUCGGAGACCUAUAGCCGUGAAUUCCUUGUCAACAGGCGAGCCUCCAACAACUUAAAAGACAAAUGGCUGAUUCCCAAAGACUUGCCGGGCGAGAUUGGGUAUGUACUGGACUUGCCCUGGAGAGCUAGUUUGCCACGUAUCGAGACAAGGAUGUAUCUGGAGCAAUAUGGCGGCAGCGGUGAUGUGUGGAUCGCAAAGGUCCUCUACAGGAUGUUUCUGAUCAGUAACGACCUGUUACUUGAGGCAGCUAAAGCUGAUUUCGGCAGUUUCCAGAGACUCUGCCGACUUGAGUUGCAUGGCCUACAAGAGUGGUGCAAUCGGAAAAACCUUGCUGUGUCUCCGAAGAGUGUGCUCCAAGCUUACUUCCUUGCUGCCGCCAGCAUCUUCGAGCCGGAUCGAGCAACAGAGCGCCUAGGAUGGGCUCGCACGGCCGUGCUCGCUGAUGCCGUCUCCUCUCACUUGCGAGGUAGCGCCUCCGCCGACAGCACCAGGGAAGGCUUCAUUGCUAAACUAACUGGUGACCGUCGCACCAACACACAAAGGUUCGUCAGCAGCCUACUGAAUGCCCUUCAUGAGCACAUCAGCCUCCUUGCGUUUGACGAUGCUUCUGCCAACAACCUUUGUGAAACAUGGAGGCAGUGGCUCAUGGCGUGGACUAGCAAGGACUGUGAAGGGAAUGCAGCGCUACUGAUUGUUCGCACAGUCGAGAUGUGCUCCGGAAGGUAUCCUUAUCUGGAAGAACCAGACCUUUCUCGGCUUGAGCAUCUCACAUCUUCAAUCUGCCGGAAACUUGGCAAACAUAGCGCUCAGGAUGGAGAGAGUAUAUUGGAGGAUUCCAGCCAUCAGGUAGAUCUGGAGAUGAGAGAACUGGUCCAAUGCGUUCUUCAGAGCGGCGGCGGCACUGUCAGCCAACUCGCUAGGCAGACGUUUCUCCAUGUGGUGAAGAGCUUCUACUACGUCGCCCAUUGCUCUCCUGAAACAAUUGAUAGCCACAUCUCCAGGGUCAUAUUCGAAGAUGUCAUUUAG